AUGGGGGUAUCUCUGGAUUUCCGUCGUUGUCUUCUUGCUUCCCAGUAUCUUUGGCUUUCCGUAGCGGGCUGGACAUCGAAUCAGGUGGGUCUUCUCCAUUUCAGCUGGACAUCGAAUCAGGUGGGUCUUCUCCAUUUCCUCCUCCUGGACACCGAAUCAGGACAGCUGACUACUGUCUCCAAACAUGUACGUCUUCAGUUCUUCCCCUCUGUUCAGCAGUGUUGCGAAGGGUGUCUCGCUUUCCUUUCAGUUCCUCAAGCUGUUCAGACCAGAACACUCGAUAGUUUUAGUCUUGCCUCGGGGAAUAGUUUUCUUCGCACAUCUGAUCUUUAUAUUCGUGAUUUCGUUGCAAAUUUUUCCAGGAUGUUGGUUGAGUUGAGGGGACUUGUGUGA
This is a messenger RNA of Rodentolepis nana, 393 nucleotides long. Lineage: Eukaryota; Metazoa; Platyhelminthes; Cestoda; Cyclophyllidea; Hymenolepididae. The record is from the annotation of a GenBank genome assembly.